Molecule: messenger RNA, 905 nt
Organism: Diuraphis noxia (Russian wheat aphid)
Lineage: Eukaryota; Metazoa; Arthropoda; Insecta; Hemiptera; Aphididae
Gene: Taldo
Product: transaldolase
Biological process (GO): pentose-phosphate shunt, non-oxidative branch; carbohydrate metabolic process; pentose-phosphate shunt
Cellular component (GO): intracellular anatomical structure; cytoplasm
Molecular function (GO): transaldolase activity
Source: RefSeq, a predicted model, not a curated record
UCCAGACGUGUCCUGGCAUUUGCCAUUUGGCAAUAUUGCCAAUUACCAUUAUCUUUAGUUUACAUUUGGUCAGCGGUUCUGCCGCGUUUGAGUUACUGUUUGUAGGUGAUAAACCGUUUUUCUCGUAUUUGAGCUUUUCAGCUUUGAGCAUCGAUCMAAUUUUACAUCAUUACAUAAUAUUUUAUUAAAAUGACAGAACCGUCCCCUAAGAAGUCAAAAAUGUCGUCGCUGAGUCAGCUCAAGAAUUUUACUGUCGUUGUGGCUGACAMGGGAGAUUUUGAAACCAUGAAAAAGUAUAAACCUACUGAUGCUACCACAAACCCAAGUCUUAUUCUAGCUGCAGCCAAAAUGCCUCAGUACAAAGAUUUGAUAUCAAAAGCUCUGAAAUUAGCGGUUGCAAAUGGAAAGUUAAACCAUUUAAUAUAUAGGCAUGUUGCAAACACUGACAAGAAAAGUUUUGAACCUUUAAAAGAUCCAGGUGUUCAAUCAGUAACCAAUAUUUACAAUUAUUUCAAAAAAUUCAACUACAAAACCGUUGUAAUGGGUGCAUCAUUCCGUAACAUUGGUGAAAUYAAAGCAUUGGCUGGAUGUGAUUUAUUAACAAUUAGUCCUAAGCUACUUGAGGAAUUAGAAUUGUCUGAUGAGCCACUCACAGAGUAUUUAACGGUGAAGAAUGGUAAAGCAUCAGAUUUGAAAAGAAUUGAAAUUGAUGAAGCCAAAUUCCGCUGGGAAAUGAAUGAAGACAAAAUGGCCAAUGAUAAGUUGUCUGAAGGUAUAAGGAAUUUUGCAGCUGAUUCUCGUAAACUUGAGAAAAUUCUUACAGAGAUGUUGAAUAAAAUCAAUUAAAUACACUUUUAGUGUUCAUUUUUAUGUUAUUGGGAUCAAAUGUUAUUAAAUGUGAUGAU